Molecule: messenger RNA, 712 nt
Organism: Tigriopus californicus
Lineage: Eukaryota; Metazoa; Arthropoda; Copepoda; Harpacticoida; Harpacticidae
Product: NADH dehydrogenase [ubiquinone] 1 alpha subcomplex assembly factor 3-like
Exons: 1
Coding region: 4-615 (203 amino acids)
Biological process (GO): mitochondrial respiratory chain complex I assembly
Cellular component (GO): mitochondrial inner membrane
Source: RefSeq, a predicted model, not a curated record
UAGAUGUCUCUGGUCUUGGCCUUGAGGCGAAUGGGCCAGCCUUGCCGAAACCCCGUCACAACCAUCGUCAAACGUCACGGAAGUCUUCGAACGACCAGCGAAAGCGCAGCGUACGAUGGACCGGGAAAAACCACCGUCUCCAUUCUCAACGAAGAGAACAAACGCUUGAUGGUGGACUCGUUCAGUGUCAAUGGAUUCAGACUGAACAACAACAUGAAAUGCUUCGGUCCCCUGGUCAUCUUCCCAACCUGUGUCUUUCAUUGGGCCCUGAGGGACUAUUCAGACUUGACGGCCGAGUCCUUGGCCAUUUUUCGACUUCUUCAGCCCCGCCCCGAGCUCGUAGUGGUCGGUUAUGGGAACGAGGGAGAUACGCCCCCCAUUGCCCCGUUAUUUGUGGCGUGUAAGAAGAUGAAACUGAACGUGGAGUUCAUGACCACGGAGAAUGCCAUCGCCACCUACAACUACAUGUGCUCGGAAGAGCGGCUCGUGGCGGGCGCGUUGAUACCGCCGCAGAGAUUACGACAAUCCUCGACAAGAGAUGAUGCAUUCUUAACCAACGCGGCCAACAAAAAAGAUCCAUUUUCCCUCGGAAAAAAGGACAUCCAAUUUCAUUAGCUUGGACAAUAGUUAGGUAUUGAUUACAAGUUAAGUGUGUAAUAGGUGUUGUAAUUCUCAUUUUUUCGACGAUUAAAGCCAUUUUUUUUAAUGCAAA